AUGUUCAGGUCAGUGGUGAAGCAAGCAACCAUUUUCAAUAGGCCAAAUUGGGAGCUACAACAAUGGCGAGUAAUAAGAGUGAAGGUUAGGAACAACAACUUAGACCAAGCAUUGUUUUUAAUGCAGAGGAAAAUGCAGUCUAGUGGAACGGAAAGGCUUAUAAAGCUUGAGCAGUUACACCAUAUUAAGAAUUCGGAGAAGCGGGUAUUAGCUCGUAAGAUUCUUGAACAUAAAAUACAUUCUCAAGAACUGGCUCGUAAGCUCAAAUCCAUACUCAUCAAGAAAGUUAGGUAUAAAUAA
Lycium barbarum (goji berry) is the source of this 300-nucleotide messenger RNA. RefSeq lists its product as uncharacterized. The record is from RefSeq and is a predicted model, not a curated record. Gene Ontology annotation, molecular function: structural constituent of ribosome. Lineage: Eukaryota; Viridiplantae; Streptophyta; Magnoliopsida; Solanales; Solanaceae. Bases 1 to 300 code for a protein of 99 amino acids. Gene Ontology annotation, biological process: translation. Gene Ontology annotation, cellular component: ribosome. The transcript has a single exon.